AUGCUGAUUGCUUUAGGACAAAGAAAGAGAAAGUGGGAAGAAAGAACGAAAGACAUUGAAGAGCUAGCAUCUCAGUAUCAACAAAAGCCACUGUGCUCACAUUACAGACCACUGUUGUCCAAACCUUGGCAACCAUCCUCCAUCUGGAAGCUGUUUCAUCGCCAAAUCCAGGCAUUUAACUUUGCCAAGAAUUGUAAAGAGGAUGUUCAUGUAUUUGCAUUGGAAAAGAAUGCUGAAAAUAAGCAGAGGUUUUAUCUUGUGACAACAUACACAGAACUGUGGUUUUAUUACAACAAACAUUAUGAAACAAGUCUCAUGCACUGCUAUGAAGUUAUUCCAGAAAAUGCUGUUUGCAAACUGUACUUUGAUUUGGAAUUUUACAUAUCAACAAAUCCAGGAGCUGAUGGACAGCAGAUGGUUGCAGUCUUAAUAGAGUUCAUUUGUAAAAAAUUAAAACAAUACUAUGGAAUGAAAUGUUCAUCUGAAGAUGUUUUGAAUUUAGAUUCUAGCACUGAAGAAAAGUUUAGUUACCACUUAAUAUUUCAGCUCCACAAUGCUGCUUUUAAAAAUAAUAUUGAUAUAGGUAACUUUUUAAGAACAAUUUUUCAACCUGCUAUUCUUUUAAUUAAGAGUAAAGAUCCAUUGGUUCCAGAGGAAAAGGUGGUCUCUACUGUUUCUCAGAGUUAUGAAGAUACUUCUUAUUUGCCUAGUUGCCUUGAAAACCAGAUUGUAACCAAGGACAUGUCACAGAGUUGGCAGCUGAAUUCACACAGAAUACAGGAGAAAGAGACAUCACAACAAACAGAAAAUCCAAAUCUUUCUUUUCUAAUAGUGAAUGGAAAACAUGGAGGAAAGCAACUAUUUGUGGAUCUUGGUGUUUAUACAAAGAACAGAAAUUUCCGACUGUACAAAUCAUCAAAAGCAGGAAACGGUGUCAUUUUAGACAUUGCUAAAGAUAACAAGUUUGUUCCUGAAACUGUAAAGAAUACUUCUAUAGAAGAGCAGUAUUUCCUUUCCUCGUUGGUCUGUAAUGUGAGAUUUUCAAAUUGUUUAAAAAUUCUAUCCUGUGACAAUCUAGAAAAGACAAAAGAAAAGUCUGUUUGUUUAGAUGGCAGCCUUUCCAGAAGCAGCUCAGUCCCCAUUGGAGGAUGCCAAAGUUCGCCCUAUCCAGAAAUUGAUAACUUCAUUGUGUCUUUAGUCAGUAAAGAUAACAUUCAAGGAGGGAUACGACAAUGGAAUUAUUUUUCUCUUGAAGAGCUUCUUGUGUAUGACAUCUCUAAGUAUCGCUGGUGUAGAAAUAUUGGCAGAGCUCACAGAAGUAACAAUAUAAUGAUUAUAGUAGAUCUGAAAAGGGAGAUCUGGUAUCAAAAAUGUCAUGAUCCUGUUUGCAGAGCGGAAAACUUCAAGUCAGAAUGUUUUCCAUUACCAUCAAACAUAUGCCUUCCAUUCCUGUUCAAAGAGGAUGAAGACUAUGUAUAUAUAAUGGAUGGAAAUGGGAACAUAGAAGAAAAAGCCAACAUGCAUAAAUCUACAGGUUUGCCAUUAACAGCAAAACAUGAAAAAAUGGGACAAAACCAGAGAACUUCAAGUGUUGAGUUAGAUGAUGAGCUUGAUGACAUAUGUUUUUUGGAAGCUUCAGAAGAUGUGGAACUAGCUGAUGCUGUUACUAAUUUGCAUCCUCACAAGAACUGGGCUGUUGAUGAAAUACCAGAUGAGCUCCUAAUAGAUGCUUUAAAAAAACAAGAAGUUGAUGAAGUGCAGGUGUAGGCCAACAAACAAUUAACU
Gekko japonicus is the source of this 1785-nucleotide messenger RNA. RefSeq names its product primase and DNA directed polymerase (gene PRIMPOL). The transcript has 12 exons. Gene Ontology annotation, molecular function: DNA-directed DNA polymerase activity; chromatin binding. Lineage: Eukaryota; Metazoa; Chordata; Lepidosauria; Squamata; Gekkonidae. Gene Ontology annotation, biological process: error-prone translesion synthesis; replication fork processing; mitochondrial DNA replication. Gene Ontology annotation, cellular component: mitochondrial matrix; nucleus. The record is from RefSeq and is a predicted model, not a curated record. Bases 1 to 1767 code for a protein of 588 amino acids.